AUGGCUCCGUUCGUGAUUUAUGCUGACUUUGAAUCGAUUCUACAACCCAUCAACUUUUGCGAGCCCAAUUCAUCCAAAUCUUUUACCGAAAAAGUUGAGAUGCAUCAGCCCUACAGUUUCGCUUAUUACAUCGUUUCCACCGUUGAUAGCAGUUUCAAUAAAUUCGAAACGUAUACGGGACUCGAUGCAUCUAAAGUUUUUAUUUCAAAAUUACUCGAUGAUGUCAAAUUUAUUUACGACAAAUACUUCAAAACCGUAAAACCAAUGCUACCUCUAACGAUCGAUGAGCAACAGAAUUUCGAUUCGGCUGAAAAUUGUUUUAUUUGUCAAAAUCCUUUCACAUCCGAUCAGGUUAAGGUUCGCGAUCAUUGUCACAUAAGCGGUAAAUACCGCGGCCCCACCCAUUCAAACUGUAAUCUAAAUUUCAAACUUCAAAACAUUAUUCCAAUAUUUUUACACAAUUUUAGUGGUUACGAUUGUCAUUUAUUUAUUAAAGAAAUGGCUGAUGUGGAUGAAGAUGGACUUGAUGUAUUACCGAACAAUAAAGAAAACUACAUUAGUUUUAGUAAAAGAGUGUUGGUCGAUAAAGUAAUUGAUGAAGACAGAUAUGUUGAAAAUAUUUUUUUAAAAUUAAGAUUUGUGGAUUCAUUUAGAUUUAUGGCAUCUUCAUUAGAUUCUUUAGCUGGUAACCUAGAAAAAUGUGACUUUAUCAAUAUACGUAAAUUCUUUCCACACAUUGAACAUUUUAAAUUGCUAACAAAAAAGGGAAUAUUUCCAUACAAUUAUAUAACCUCUUUUGAUAAACUUAAUGAUACCUCACUACCACCUAAAAGUAUGUUUUACAACAAAUUAACUUUAGAAGAUAUAAGUGAUGAGCAAUAUUUACACGCUCAACGUGUAUGGAAAGAAUUUAAUUGUCAAAACUUAAAAGAAUAUUCCGACUUGUACUUAAAGACUGAUGUUCUUUUAUUAGCUGAUGUUUUCGAGAAAUUUAGACGUGUAUGUUCUAAAACGUAUGGUUUGGAUCCGGCUCAUUAUUAUACGGCACCGGGACUUUCUUGGGAUGCUAUGUUAAAAUUUACGAAAAUUAAAUUGGAAUUGUUAACGGAUAUAGAUCAAGUUCAUUUCGUUAAAAAAGGUAUCCGUGGGGGUAUUUCACAAUGCUCCCUACGACAUGCUAAAGCAAACAAUAAGUAUAUGGAAACUUAUGAUGCUAAUUCACCCUCAAAAUUUUUAAUGUAUUGGGACGCUAAUAAUUUGUAUGGGUGGGCGAUGUCUCAAUUUAUGCCCGUUUCCGAUUUUAAAUGGAUAUCUGAACACGAAAUAGAAAAUUUAGAUUUUAAUAAUAUACCUGAUAUUGCCGAUUUUGGGUAUAUUUUAGACGUUGAUAUUGAAUACCCCGAAAUUUUGCACGAUCUACAUAAUGAUCUCCCGUUCCUAGCUGAAAACCUACUACCACCUAACGGUAAAUGUGAAAGUGAUAAAAGAUUAAUUCCAAAUUUAGGGUCUGAUGGGCGAUUUACAUAA
Onthophagus taurus is the source of this 1527-nucleotide messenger RNA. The record is from RefSeq and is a predicted model, not a curated record. Lineage: Eukaryota; Metazoa; Arthropoda; Insecta; Coleoptera; Scarabaeidae.